Messenger RNA from Lolium rigidum, 964 nucleotides. Its product is annotated as armadillo repeat-containing protein 7-like. Lineage: Eukaryota; Viridiplantae; Streptophyta; Magnoliopsida; Poales; Poaceae. The record is from RefSeq and is a predicted model, not a curated record. The transcript has 7 exons. Gene Ontology annotation, molecular function: protein binding. Bases 153 to 683 code for a protein of 176 amino acids.
GGCGACGGAUUUCUGCGGCACUGCCUCGCCCUCCUCUGCGCUUAAUUCCUAUCUUCAUCAUACCAACUGCAGAACUGCAGAUUGCUUCCGGAUCGGCUGCUGCUCCUUUCAACUAGCACCAGGUCGAGCGCACCGGCCACGGCGGAGAGGAGAUGUUCACGAACCCACAGCGCCAGGUCGAGCGCACCGGCCGUGGUGGCACUCCGAGAGACCAGUACCUUCAGGAUCUCGUGACCCAGUUCCAGGACUCCACGGAUGAAGAGUGCAAGGAGAGGAUAGUUGCAAACUUGUCAAAUUUCGCAUAUGACCCUUAUAACUACGCCUUUAUGCGCCAGCUGAAUAUUCUCGAGCUGUUCUUGGACUGCAUUACGGAGUCAAAUGAAAGGCUUGUUGAGUUUGGCGUUGGUGGAAUAUGUAAUUCGUGCGUUGAUCCAGCGAAUGCUUCAGUAAUUAAUCGAUGUGGUGGAAUCCCAUUGGUUGUACAAUGCUUAUCUAGCCCAGUUAGGAAUACUGUUAUUUAUGCACUUGGAGCCUUGUACUACUUAUGCAACCCUUCGACAAAGAAAGAGAUUUUGAAACCGGACGUCCUUCGGGUGAUAAGAGAGUAUUCUGCAGCUGGAGCCGUCAACAGCAGCUUCAGCAAUCUGGCAAAUGCAUUCCUGGACAAGCACGUCAACUCGUGAGUUCAGUUCAGAACGGCAGAUGGUAAAGGCUUGUAGCGCCAUCUGCUAGAAACUAGAGAGUAGGGCUAUUCAGGGGUUACAGUUCUGUGCCCGUUUAUUCAAGCACAACAACAGGCAGUAGUGAGCCAGUGAUAUAAAGCUGGAAAUUUUGAACCUAUAUGAGAACUCAAUAUUAUCAGUGUUGGUAUUCCGGUAUUUAUUCCAGACAACCAUGGAGUUGUAUACUGUAGUUGAUUAGUAUUUGUAUUUGAUGAUGGUUUUGCAGUAAAAGGAAGAAGGAU